Racocetra fulgida is the source of this 912-nucleotide messenger RNA. NCBI's taxonomy places the organism in Eukaryota, Fungi, Glomeromycota, Glomeromycetes, Diversisporales, Gigasporaceae. The record is from the annotation of a GenBank genome assembly.
AUGGAAUAUCAAGAUGUUCAACGUGUUGUUUCUCGAGAACUUUUUCGAAAUGUUAAUUUAUCUUAUAGAUUUGAUGAUGUUUGUUUAAGACUUGCUCUUCAAUCAGAUCCUGGUUUUCGCUGGUGUCAAGGUGGAUCCGAAUGUGUAUCCGGACAAAUUCAUAUUGGAGGAGGCAAGUUUAUUAUAUCUGAGAUUGAUUUUUUAAAACCAACUUGCUUCACGCAUAAUUCACCUUGGCAUGAAGGUUUAACUUGUCAAGAAUAUGAUAUUAAAAUUGGUAAGAUUGAUACAGAAUCCCUAAUUUAUCUAGAAAAAAACACUAAGCCUUGCCCAAAAUGUGGAAUUCAUAUUCAAAAAAUUGAUGGAACUUGUGCAUUAUACGAAGGGGUUGAAAUUAUCGUAUCUGAUUCAUCUGAAGACGAAAAUGAAACCUAUGGUGAUGAUGAUAUUUCAACAUUAGAUUCGGAAGAAGAAGAUACUGAAUCAUCUGAGGAAUUGCCACGAGAUUAUUUUGAUGAUACAUCUGAGGAAGAACAUGUCAUUACGACAAAUGAAACAAAUUCUUUAGAUGGUCUUGCUUCUGAUUCAUCUGAUUCAUCUGAUUCAUCCGAUGAAGAACUAACAUCUGAUGAAAACGAUACAUCUGAAGAAUCUGCAUUAUCUGAAAAAUCAAUUUCAUUUGAAGAAUCAACGUUAUCUAGACACUCGAUUUCAUUUGAAGAAUCAACAUCCGAAAAUUCAGCUUCAUUUGAAGAAUCGACGUCAUCUGAAGAAUCGACAUCAUCUGAAGAAUCGACGUCAUCUGAAGAAUCGACGUCAUCUGAAGAAUCGACGUCAUCUGAAGAAGAUACGUGUUCAGUGAAUUCCUCUACUUCUGAAGAUUCUUAUGAUUCUCAUAACUCAUCCGAUUAA